GCCAUGACCACUCAAGCAGCGUCACCGACGAUUGCGCUCAUUGAGCAUGCGGAUAAGAUAUCUCAAGGAGCCGAAGCCAAAAUCUAUCGAGUGCAGCUGCAUCCAGCGGGGAGCGCGGAUGAGGCCUCGCCGAUUGCCACAGAACACGUCCUGCUAAAACACAGGUUUCAUAAGCAGUAUCGGCAUCCGACUCUGGACGCAUCUCUGACAAAGUCCCGCGUUGCGGGCGAAGCGCGCGCGCUUCUCAAAUGCGUCAGAACUGGUGUAAAUGUGCCGGGUAUCCGUAUGGUUGAUGCACCCGAAGGCGUCCUCGGUAUCGAAUGGAUCGAUGGCAAGAGCGUUCGCUUCCUCCUUGGAGGAGGCGCAGAGGGUGAGGAAGAGGGCGAAGAAGACGACGAAUCCGCUGAAGAUACCGUCGAAACGGAGGAGGAGCCUUUAAAAGAGUUCAACAUAUCACAAGAUUCCGUCAUGGAGUUGAUCGGGACAGAGAUCGCCAAAAUGCACCAGGCGGAUGUCAUCCACGGAGACCUCACGACAUCGAAUAUGAUGCUCCGGCAUCCGUCAUCGCAAAAAGGCCUACAACUGGUCCUUAUUGACUUCGGGCUAGCGUUUACGUCGACGCUGGUCGAGGACAAGGCCGUCGAUCUCUACGUCCUCGAGCGCGCAUUUGCGUCAACGCAUCCACAGUCGGAGCCGCUCUUCGCUGGCGUGCUGAAGGCAUACGAGAAGAAGAUGGGCAAGGAUUGGUCGGCGAUCUCGCGUAGGCUCGACGAUGUGAGACUGCGUGGCCGUAAACGGAGCAUGGUGGGCUAGAUCAUGCGGGUCCGACUUGAAAGGAUGUACGAGUGGAGAAGAAGCCAAGAAACAGAACUCGAUGAUACUGUAUCGUUGCCCGUAAUUGGUUAUCAACCCAUCAUUUGGACAGCACUGUAACUACAUAUAUGCGGCAUCGUUCCUGUCGCAUGAUUUUACGGC
This is a messenger RNA of Trametes versicolor FP-101664 SS1, 975 nucleotides long. RefSeq names its product serine/threonine protein kinase BUD32. Gene Ontology annotation, cellular component: EKC/KEOPS complex; cytosol; nucleus. Gene Ontology annotation, molecular function: ATP binding; protein serine/threonine kinase activity. The record is from RefSeq and is a predicted model, not a curated record. Gene Ontology annotation, biological process: protein phosphorylation. NCBI's taxonomy places the organism in Eukaryota, Fungi, Basidiomycota, Agaricomycetes, Polyporales, Polyporaceae. The transcript has 6 exons. The coding region runs from base 4 to 813 and encodes 269 amino acids.